This is a messenger RNA of Cajanus cajan (pigeon pea), 1978 nucleotides long. Its product is annotated as UDP-glucosyl transferase 73CC6. Gene Ontology annotation, molecular function: UDP-glucosyltransferase activity. Lineage: Eukaryota; Viridiplantae; Streptophyta; Magnoliopsida; Fabales; Fabaceae. The record is from RefSeq and is a predicted model, not a curated record.
CUAAAUAAAUCUCCAACUCAUGAUGCUUUCUUCUUUACUCUUCACUCUUCACUCUUCACUCUUCACUAAAAAAAAUCAAACACAAAGGUAGCCAUGGAAACACCAACACCCCGGGCUUUGAAAAUAUAUUUCCUCCCAUUCUUCGCACAGGGGCACCUAAUCCCCCUAGUCCAGCUUGCACGCUUGGUGGCGUCACGUGGCCAGCAUGUGACCAUCAUCACCACCCCCUCCAACGCCCAACUCUUCGACAAAACCCUCGACGACGACGCCGCCGCCGGACACCGCGUCCGCGUCCUCCUGAUUGACUUCCCCGCCGCCCAGGUCGGCCUCCCCGCCGGCGUGGAGAAUCUCGUGGCCGCCUCCGACAACGACACCGCCUUCAAGAUAAGCAUGGCGGCGCACCUCAUCAAACCCCAAGUGGAGUCCCUCAUGAAGCAAUCCCCUCCCGAUGUGUUCAUCCCCGACAUCAUGUUCACCUGGUCCAAACACUCCGCAAACACUCUCAGCGUCCCGAGACUCGUCUUCAACCCCAUUUCAAUCUUCGACGUCUGCAUGAUCCACGCCAUUAAGGAAAACCCUCAAGCCUUUCAUUCUCACUCUGGACCCUAUCACAUCCCGGGUCUACCACACGCUCUUACCUUGCCGAUAAAACCCUCACCUGGUUUUGCUGUUUUGACUGAAGCUUUGUUGGACGCUGAAGAAGAAAGCCAUGGAGUCAUCGUAAACAGCUUUGCGGAACUCGACGUGGAGUAUACCAAACACUACGAGAAUCUCACCGGGAGAAAAGUGUGGCAUGUUGGACCUAGUUCCCUCAUGGUGCAGAAAACAGUGCCUAGUGUUAAAGGAGAUGAACACGAAUGCCUGACAUGGCUCAACUCAAAGGAAAAUGAUUCGGUCGUUUACAUUUGUUUCGGGAGUUUGUCUCUUAUUUCGGAUAAGCAGCUUUAUGAAAUAGCCAUUGGACUUGAAGCGUCAGGGCAUCAGUUUCUCUGGGUGGUUCAUCGGAAAAACAAAGACGAAGGCAACGAAGAAGAAACAUGGUUGCCGAAAGGGUUUGAGGAGAGGAUGAGGGAGAAAAAGAGAGGGAUGCUGAUAAAGGGGUGGGCCCCACAGCCGUUGAUUUUGAACCACGGUGCUGUUGGAGGGUUUGUGACGCACUGUGGGUGGAACUCGGUGGCGGAGGCUAUCAGUGCUGGGGUUCCGAUGAUAACCAUGCCGGGGUUUGGUGACCAGUACUAUAAUGAGAAGCUGAUAACGGAGGUGCAUGGGUUUGGGGUGGAGGUGGGCGCAGCGGAGUGGAGCCUGUCGCCGUACGAGAGUAAGAAGAGUGUGGUGAGUGGGGAGAGGAUAGAGAAGGCUGUGAGGAGGCUGAUGGAUGGUGGAGAAGGUGAGGGGAUUAGGAAGAAAGCGAAGGAGAUGAAGCACAAGGCUUGGAAAGCUGUUAAUGAAGGUGGAUCUUCUCACAAUAGUCUCUUGGAUUUGAUACAACAUCUUAAGAGCUUUGUGCCUAGCCUAGAAAGGGUAGCUAAUAACUAGUUAAAUACCUUCAAUUUUCCUACUCUUCGUGCAACAAUCAAUGAUAAUAAGGGAUUUUCCACCAAAUUAAAUUAAAAGAAGUACUACAAAUUAAAAAUUAAAAAAACUAUUUAUCAAAGUAAAUAGUUUCUACCAAGCUGGCAUGCAUGGAGUAAGUGGAGCGGGGGGUGGUGCGCAAUCAGGCACGGCACGGAUGGAGCAGAUGGAGCAGGGGGUGUAUGCAAACUGAUCUGGCACGGAUGGAGUAAGGGGUUUGUGCGCAAUUUGUUCUAGCACGGUUGUCCCCCUCCGCAUGAUGAGCAUGAUCCAAUGCGGAGACCACACAGAUGAAGUUUUUUGUUUAGAUGAAGUUUUUUUUUUUUUUUUUGUUUUUUAUGUAUUUUACUUAACAACAUGUAAUAUUUUUGUUAUUGAAGAAUAAAAUUAUAAAUGUUCAAUUUUA